AUGAAGAUAAGCAAUAGCCUUCAGAAACACUGGGAAGUUUUUGGGACAGGAACCCUUCACAAAGAAAUUCUAGGAAUAGAAGACAUUAACAGUUCCUGUCUUAAAGAAAAAAAAACUCUCUUCAAACAGUACGUUUCUACUUAUAGUUCAAUGCAUGUACCGCCAGUUAGAAUAUACUUGUAUACGGAUGGAGUAUAUAAAGAUGCAAAAAAACUAAAAAUACAAUAUAUGGAUAACGAAAACAUAGAAAAACGGUAUGUUUGGCUAUUUAUCCACACGGCAAGUGUGAUAUUCAAUAAUAUUCGGGUUACACUGGUAGAAGAAAACACACCCAUACUAAGUAAGAACUUAUCUGCAAUUCGAUUAAUAUAUAGCCUUAUAUUAGAUGAAUACUUAUUUCAUAAGAGUAGAUUAAUUGAUUCUAUUCUUAUGAAAGUAUAUAGCCCGAAUGUAAUGGAGUCAAAAAAUAUUUUACCCAUAAUAACUGAGUCUAUAAACAAAAUAAUGGCACCAAAUAUUAUCAGUCAAAUGGAGCUAAAAAUAAAUGCAUGGACUUCUUUGGUUCAUAGCCUGCCUAUGGUGAGGCCAUCUGCAUACAUAUUAAACUAUAUGUGCCUGUCUAUUCCAAGAUAUUUCGGCAAUCGGAUACUUUCUCGUAUGCUAUUGUCUAACUUAAGUGUGAUCGCUGAGCACCUGCAGAAGAAUGUUUUGUUGGCAGGAGGUAGUGUAGAAAGAGUUGAAUGUUUAGACCUUUUUAAGAAGGAUAGAAACAAUUUGUAUAGGAUAGAAGAAAUAAUAGUAACAUUAUUGGCACUUAAACCAUAUAUGUUAGAAGUAUUUGCAGACGAUAACUUAUUAUCUAUUGAAGAAAAAAUUCCUUUAAACAUAAGAAUUGGCUUAAUUGCUUUGUUCUUUCAGUGGAGGCAGGUCAGUUCUAAAUAUGCGCUAUUUUAUAGCUUAAUAAAAACUCCAAUUGAAAAACUCAAUGAAGAACUGCUAUCUGGAAAUAUGCAUGUAAUGUGUAAAGAAGAGCAUAUGAAGCACGCCGCGCAAAUUCGCCAGAAACUAUAUGCAGUUAUACAAAAUAUAAAAAAAGUGUAUAUGAUUCGACAUAAAGAUUCCUUCUAUUACUUUAUGAUAGAGAGAAUGGAGUCAUUUUAUCAAAUAGUGAAAAAAGAGUAUACAUAUAAUGCAUAG
Nematocida parisii ERTm1 is the source of this 1197-nucleotide messenger RNA. RefSeq lists its product as uncharacterized. The record is from RefSeq and is a predicted model, not a curated record. The transcript has a single exon. Lineage: Eukaryota; Fungi; Microsporidia. Bases 1 to 1197 code for a protein of 398 amino acids.